Messenger RNA from Ictidomys tridecemlineatus (thirteen-lined ground squirrel), 5374 nucleotides. RefSeq names its product N-acyl phosphatidylethanolamine phospholipase D (gene Napepld). NCBI's taxonomy places the organism in Eukaryota, Metazoa, Chordata, Mammalia, Rodentia, Sciuridae. Gene Ontology annotation, cellular component: membrane-bounded organelle; cytoplasm. Gene Ontology annotation, biological process: N-acylethanolamine metabolic process; N-acylphosphatidylethanolamine metabolic process. Gene Ontology annotation, molecular function: zinc ion binding; N-acylphosphatidylethanolamine-specific phospholipase D activity. The record is from RefSeq and is a predicted model, not a curated record.
GCGCGCCCGUCGCAGGGAGCCAGAGCGCCUGGGAGCCUCUAGGCUCCGGGACUUGGCGGGAGGCGGUUUCGUCCCGGCCACGCUUUCUCGGGCAUCUGUGCUGCUUCUGCCCGGGUCUCUGUGUGGAGCAGUCCGCACUCCCUAGCCUAGGGCUGUGGGAGCCGAGCGUGCUGCGACCGCGUAUCCUAGUCCCCAAGCCCUGCCUCCUGGAGAUGCUGCACUUGUGAGUGGCAGGGCUUCAUUUGAAUUUCCGCACCUGGAGAGUUGCGGAGCCUAAUUCUCUGACGCUGACUGAGUGAAGAACUACAGUCUUCUUUCUGCCCCCCUUGGGAGAGUAGCUGUCUGUGCAAAUUACCAGGUUGCAUCUUCACUGAUCGGAAUACAAGUGGGUUUCUUCACCAAAGGACAUGGAUGAAAGUGAAAACAGCCAGUCCCUGAUGACAAGCAGCCAGUAUCCUAAAGAAGCAGUAAGAAAACGCCAAAAUUCAGCUCCGAAUUCUGGAGGAAGUAAUUUUUCUAGGUUUUCUAGGAAAAGCUUCAAGCUGGAUUACAGACUAGAGGAAGAUGUAACUAAGUCAAAAAAAGGAAAAGAUGGUAGAUUUGUUAACCCUUGGCCAACAUGGAAAAACCUCUCUAUUUCAAAUGUUCUCAGAUGGCUGAUAAUGGAGAAGGAUCACAGCUGUGUUCCAUCUUCCAAAGAGGAACUUGACAAAGAACUCCCAGUGCUUAAACCAUAUUUUGUCAAUGACCCUGGAGAAGCUGGAGUGAGGGAAGCUGGCUUAAGGGUCACAUGGCUGGGACACGCCACGCUGAUGGUGGAAAUGGACGAACUCAUAUUUCUCACAGAUCCUAUCUUCAGCUCUCGUGCUUCUCCAUCGCAGUACAUGGGUCCAAAGCGAUUCCGUUGUCCCCCAUGCACAAUAAAUGAACUCCCCCGAAUAGAUGCAGUCCUUAUCAGCCACAACCACUAUGACCACCUGGACUACAGUUCUGUCAUUGCUUUGAAUGAGCGAUUUGGUAAUGAGUUGAGAUGGUUUGUGCCUUUGGGUCUCCUCGACUGGAUGCAAAAAUGUGGCUGUGAGAACGUGAUUGAGCUGGACUGGUGGGAGGAGAAUUGUGUCCCUGGCCACGACAAGGUCACCUUUGUCUUUACACCUUCCCAGCACUGGUGUAAAAGGACCCUAAUGGAUGACAACAAGGUUCUCUGGGGAAGCUGGUCUGUCUUGGGGCCUUGGAAUCGAUUUUUUUUUGCUGGAGAUACUGGUUACUGCCCUGCUUUUGAAGAGAUAGGAAAAAGGUUUGGACCUUUUGACCUUGCUGCUAUUCCCAUCGGAGCUUAUGAACCAAGGUGGUUUAUGAAAUACCAGCAUGUAGACCCAGAAGAAGCUGUCAGGAUUCACAUCGAUGUUCAAACAAAGAAAUCUGUGGCAAUUCACUGGGGAACUUUUGCCUUAGCAAAUGAGCAUUACUUAGAGCCUCCAGUGAAACUGAGUGAAGCUCUAGAAAGAUAUGGACUUAAGACUGAAGAUUUUUUUGUCUUGAAGCAUGGAGAAUCAAGAUACUUAUAUAACGAGGAUGAAAACUUUGAAUAUGAGCACAGGAGCUUUUGAUGAAAAAAGCAUCAUUUGAUGUAAAUUUGAAGUCAAAUGACAAGACUAAGCAAGUCAUGAAUAUUAUGAUAUUUACACUUCUGCAAGUGUGUUUUAUGUUUUGUGUAAUAACUUGCUAUGAUGACUAGCUUAUAUAAAAGAAACGUUCAGGAGUGAGUCAUUUAAAUAAUGAGUUGACAAUGUGGAUUUAAAAAUCUUAUAUUAAUGGUAUAAGCAAUGCAAUAGAAAUUAUUUACUAAAGCAUUAUACUUUAGCGGUGGUAGAAUUUUCUGAGAUAAUGAAAAACUUGAUCCAUUUGUUUUUUAAUUUUUUCAGGACCUCUACAAGGUGAAUCAAGGUUUUAUAGUUAUCUAGAUUUUUUUAGACGCCUGUAUACAUACCCUCAUAUCUUUUUCUCCCCCCCCCCCCCCCCCGUACCAGGGAUUGAACUUGGGGGCACUCAACCACUGAUUCACAUCCUCAACCCUAUUUUGUAUUUUUAUUUAGAGACAGGUCUCACUGAGUUACUUAGCGCCUUGCUGUUGCUGAGGCUGGCUUUGAACUCAAGAUCCUCCUGCCUCAGCCUCCUGAGCUGCUGGGAAUACAGACACUCAUAUCUUUCUAAUAUUCACAUGGUAAUAAUUGAUAAAAUCGAUUCCCACAUGCUUAAAAACAUAGCAGUUCUUGUUCUAUCAAGACUAGCUUAUAUGUCAAAUGUUAAAGUGAUUUAUUAAGCAUACAAAUACAGGAUUUGGGACAAGUUAUCAUUUUAAAAGAUUUCUAAAAUUGAUUGUGGCAAGAUAUAUAUGAUCUUAAAUUUCUUGUGAAGCUAUAACCACCAUGAACUUAAAUUUUUAAAAGAGGUAUAUUUUACUGCACCUCUACAAUCUCCAAAUUAAAAGCUCUUACUAGGGCAGAGGAAGGGAUAUGAGAAAUGAUUUAUGAAAAUUUCUAUUUUUAAUAUAAAAGUCAGACCUUCUACUAAGCACAAAUAUAGCUACAGUGAAUAUUUUACAGAUGAGAUAAAUGCAGAUCUUAAAUGUGAAUAGGCCAUAACACUUUGAUUUAAAUUUUACUUUCUCUAUAUACAUCCCCCCCUCUUCGUUCUAACUCUAAUGUAUCAGUAAGAUUUAUUUUAUAAGUACUUUGUUUUACAUGAUUCAGAUGUCAUAUAUUUUUAUAUUAAAUGACUUGUAAGCGUAACUGUACCUUUUAUUAAGGCAGUGUGGCAUACCAGUGGUAAACAGAGAUUUCUGGUUGUUGGCUGACCUGAGUUUUAGUCUUAAAUAAGGCACUGUAUUCACUUGAUUGUUCUGAACCUUCUUAAAGGAGUGAGGUACUAGUUGAGGCCUGUUCUGUGUUCCUUAUCUGUAGAUAGUGAAAUAAACUUUAUCCAUAUAAAAGAAUAGGUAUUCUACACCAAAUAUAAAAACUCACAGUGCUCUAUAAUUUGCACAUAUGUAUGCAUGCCAAAAAUUGCCACUAAAUCUGAAUGUUAAUCCUCAUUUCAUCAUUGAAUUUUCUGUGUAACCUGAAACAAAUCACCUAUGCUCACUGUGCCUCAGUUUCCUCACAUGUGACAAGAGGAUAAUUUUCUCCUACCUCCAACACAAGUAGGAUAAAUAUUUUUUUUAUUAUUAUUUUUGGUACCAGGGAUUGAACCCAGGGGCGCUUAACCACUGAGCUACAUCCCCAGCCUAAAUAUUUUUAAAAGCACUUUUAAAAUCUAAGGGAGAAAAUGAUUUCCUAAAAUAUCACUGCCUAAUACAGAUAGGUACAUUUGAAAGCUGAAAAUAGGCUAAUGUUUUUUGAUAAUAUAUUGUUUCUGUUGCAUAUUUAUGCUUACAUAUUAGGACACCAAACAAUCUACUCAUUUUGUAGAUUUGGAGAGUAAUAGCAAAUAUAAGCGAUCUCUAUCAAAAUCAAUCAAGGGGAAAUGUGUACACAAUGUAUAUGUAUGUAUAAAGUAUGUGAAUGUAUGAUUUGGGGGCACAAAGCACAAAAAUUCCCCAUAAGAAAAAGAAACUUAAGAAAAAAAAACAUUAACUUUUUCACUCUAAGCAGAUGUGAAUCCAGAUGUUAGGGUUAUGGUGGGUUAGCUUGAGGCAUAUUGCCCUAACACUAGUCAGCAUUCUUGUGGUCAUCUUCCUCGAACUGAAAUUCAUCUCUUACCUCUCUGCUAUGAGCAAUCCAAACAUAUCUUAGAUAUUUCUUCUCCAUGAAUGAAUGGCCUUAAUAUUAUUUUUGUAUUCACAUGUACUGUUUAACUCAGAGUCUCUAAGCACUUUAAAUUGUAUUCUAGUGCCAUUUAAUUGAGCCAGCCAUAUUUUUCUAGGCUUCCCUGCUUUGAUUUUUAUUGCCAUUCAUCUUUUUUCCCCACAUUUUUUUUAAUUGGUGCAUUACCAUUUGUGUUCUUUUUACAUGGACAUUUUUAUUCAUUAAGUACAUCAAAUGUCAUUGUUCCUUGUCACAACUACCCCAUUGAGUGGUUUCCAGUUUUUCACUUAUCUACAUUUUGAAGGGUUUAUGUGCAAAUGAAAACAAAUUUUGAAAAAUUAGACAAAUCCAAUUCUCUAUCCUCAGUCUAGUCUGAUAUACAUUAUAAUACUUUCUGAUACACAUUAUAGUACUUUAAAAUCUAUCUUAUAAGUUUCAUGUUCUUUGAUUAGCAAGCAUCCUGAGGAUGCUUACUUUGAUAUACUUUACUGCCUAAGGGUAGGUCCACUGGUGAGACAUACCUCCUAAUAAAAGUGAUGGUGUGUUGGGUGUGGUAGUCCAUGCCUGUCAUCCCAGCUACUUGGGAGGCUGAGGUAGGACUAUGGGUUCCAGACCAACCUGGGCUACUUACUGAGACCAUGUCUCAAAAAUAAAAAAGAUGGGGAUGUAGCUUAGUGGUAGAGCAUCCCUGGGUUUAAUCCUGAGUAACCACUCCCACAACACAUAAAAGGUAAAGAUGUGAUGACCUACAUAGAAAAGAUCUAUUUGUAUAUAUUUAUUAUGAAUUCUUCUGAAACAGUUAAAAAUUACUCUUCUUCUUUAGCAUGUUGAUAUUUCAUAAUUAAUGCUGUGAUCUCUAGGAAGUAUCAUUACUUAUUCAGACUAGUAAGAGAGGAAAAGAAGACAGGGAGAUUUAGAAUCUGAUGUGUCUAAAGCACAUUAAAUACAAAUCCUAUCCUGGUUUUUAAUAUGUGCACAUUUUGAACACAUAGCUUAAUUUAAUAGGGAAACAGAUUUUAGAAAAACUGUAACAAAGACAUGUGCCUUUUGGGGAAAUAAUACCUGUGUUGUGUCACCAAUAUGAAAGUAUUAUUCUUAGCUAUCAUAUUAUAUUAUAUUACUACUCUAGCCCAUUGGGAAUUCCCAUUUUUCAUCUUAUAUUGCAUCCUUUUUCUACUGAAAAUAUUUCUUCAAAGGUUGAUUUUUAUAUCAGGAUAAACCUGAUAACACAUAUUUUUCUGUUUAAGGAUUUGUGACUUCCUGUAGCAACAGGUUUAUAUCCGUAUAUUUGCAAAUGAAACUUAAAGCACUCUCAAAGCUUUUGUCUUAAGUACACAAGUGUAAAGCUUCUGCUUGCCUAUUGAUUUACUUAAUGCUAAGCACGAUGAGGACUAUGAACUUGAGUAUUACAGAAGCUGGCUGCAUUCAGAUAUAUCAAAUUGUUAAUAAAUACCUUAUGGGAUAAAAAUACUAUUUAAAUAGAUAAUAACUAAUAAAUCUUUAUAUUGUAAUUCCAGACAAGUAAAACAUGGAUAAAAUUAAUAAAGUACUGUCAAGGGAAGAAAAUA